AUUUGUUUGUUUCUUUUGAUAAUAUAAAAUUUUAGGUUUGCGAUAUGAACUGUAAAAUACUUGCUAUCAAUGCAAAGUUCGGUGGUGCUACCCAUGAUGCCUUCAUCUGGGAAAAUAGCAAUAUAAAUGAUUAUAUGAAAUAUUUAUACCGGAGUAAUGAAUCUGUGUGGCUAUUGGGUGAUUCUGGGUAUCCUCAAAGACCUUGGAUGAUGACACCAUAUACAGAUGCAGCACAGGACUCAAUUGAAGAGAUAUAUAAUAAAAAACAUUCCUGUGCCAGAGUAGUUAUCGAAAACACGUUUGGAAGGUUGAAGAAUCGUUGGAGAUGUUUAAACAAGGACAGAGUAUUGCAUUAUAAGCCAGAAAAAUGUGCAAAAAUUAUUAUUGCAUGUUGUGUAUUGCAUAAUAUUGCACUCCAGUAUCAUGUUCCAGACCCAGCUCACAUUUUCACUGAUGUACAGGUUCCAACAGAGCGGCAAGAUGUUUCUCAAGAAAGUGAAGCCAGUACAGAUUUACUCUUAGGAAGAACACUAAGAAGUCAAUUAGCUAGAAGAGUUGCUGAGAGCCAUUCAAAUCAAUAAAUACUGAAUAGAAUAAUUAA
This is a messenger RNA of Melitaea cinxia (Glanville fritillary), 601 nucleotides long. Its product is annotated as putative nuclease HARBI1. Bases 45 to 581 code for a protein of 178 amino acids. Lineage: Eukaryota; Metazoa; Arthropoda; Insecta; Lepidoptera; Nymphalidae. The record is from RefSeq and is a predicted model, not a curated record. The transcript has 3 exons.